AAGAUGAAGUUAAAUGAAAGAGUAGGCGAACCACUCAGUAAUUGCUUCCAAGCGCCGUCUCUCUUUCUCUUUCAACGACGGUUGAUUGAUUCAUUUCAAAGAUUGACCUAUCUCAUCUAAGGUCAGCCAUUAAUAAAAAUUUCUAUAUCUAAUUAGAAAAUUAUAUAAUUAUAAAAAUGAAAAAGACUGCCGUACAGAGCUGUGUUACCUGAAGCCACGCAAAGAGUCUCUCUCCCACCUUAAAUACCUCUUCUUCUUUAACUCCUUAUAUAUAGUGAUUAAACAUGCUUCUUCCAUUUCUUAAACAGAAAGUAAACAUUUAAAAUGGGAAGCUUAUUCAUCCUACGUUGCUUCUUGUUAUUCUUCUUCUUGUUCUUGUGUCAAGGAGCGUUUGCAGCUGCAGGGAAGAUAUGGAGCAGAACAGAGAUGGUGGAGAUGGCUGGCUACGGUGAACAAAAACUCUCCUCUGUGAUCAUCGCCGGAUCUCUUCUUUGCGACACUUGGCGUCCUCACCUUCCCUCUAUAGCUAUUCCAGGUGCCACAGUUGCCAUCAAGUGCCACACUGGAUACAAAAGGAGAUCCAAAUGGAUUAAAGCUGUUACUGAUGAUUUGGGAGAGUUUGAAAUCGAUCUCCCUUCCCAACUCCACGCAAUCCCCGACAUGGAAAACACGGAAGAUCAAGUUACAGGGUCACAGUUCAAGAUCAUAGCAAGCUGCAUGGUGUCAAUAUUUUCAACUAAAGAUUUAAACAUUAAACAGUAAAUUUCUUGUUUAGCUGGCGCUUCAGUCACAGAACCGAGUUAGAGUCUCUCUCUGUUUCUACAUUGUUUUUGAUGUUUCCCACUAUGUAAUUAAGAACGAUGGUUGCAUCAUAUGUGUAAAGGUUCUCAUGAGUUUGAUACAAAACAGCAGUGUGGUCACAUUUGAAUA
This is a messenger RNA of Brassica napus (rape), 930 nucleotides long. RefSeq lists its product as uncharacterized. The transcript has 3 exons. Lineage: Eukaryota; Viridiplantae; Streptophyta; Magnoliopsida; Brassicales; Brassicaceae. Bases 325 to 762 code for a protein of 145 amino acids. The record is from RefSeq and is a predicted model, not a curated record.